Messenger RNA from Brassica rapa (field mustard), 4104 nucleotides. RefSeq lists its product as uncharacterized. Gene Ontology annotation, molecular function: zinc ion binding; nucleic acid binding. Lineage: Eukaryota; Viridiplantae; Streptophyta; Magnoliopsida; Brassicales; Brassicaceae. The record is from RefSeq and is a predicted model, not a curated record.
ACGAGGGGAGUGGUGAAUGUAGCUUAGGAUGGGAGGUUAAGUACAGGAUUAUACUUGGUGCAGCUCAGGGUUUAGCUUACUUGCAUCAUGACUGUGUUCCUCCCAUUGUUCAUAGAGACAUCAAGGCUAAUAAUAUUCUCAUUGGCCCAGAUUUUGAGCCCUAUAUUUGAGAUUUUGGUCCUGCUAAGCUUGUUGAUGAUGGUGACUUUGCUCGUUCUUCCAAAACCAUUGCUGGUUCCUAUGGUUACAUAGCUCCAGAAUACGGAUAUUCAUUGAAGAUAGGAGAGAAAAGUAACGUGUAUAGCUACGGAGUUGUGGUCCUAGAGGUACUAACGGGGAAGCAACCGAUCGAUCCAACGAUACAAGACGGACUACACAUAGUAGACUGGGUCAAGAAGAUGAGAGAUAUACAAGUAAUCGACAAAGGAUUGCUAGCAAGACCAGAGUGUGACGUCCAAGAGAUGAUGCAGACGCUAGGAGUUGCGCUUCUCUGCGUUAACACAAUGCCCGAAGACAGGCCCACAAUGAGAGAUGUGGCUGCUAUGCUUAGUGAGAUACGUCAAGAAAGAGAGGAGUCAACGAAAGGUGUUGAAAAUAAUGGUUGCUCGGGAAGCUGUAACAACAAUGGAGGAGAACGAAUAGAUGAUUCUUCACCUUCCUCUGUUGUGCAGCAAACGGCUAAGUAUUUGAGAAACAGUAGCAAGAGUUUCUCUGCGUCGUCUUUGAUGUACUCUUCUUUCUACUACUACUAGUAAUGCUAGAACAAGUUUUCUACUUUUAGAGAUUGUGGUUAUCUUUGACGUUGUGAUUAACUCUGUGUUACAAACCAAGAAAUAAAAACAGAACAAUAAUCUGGAAUAUACUAUGUGAAAAUGUCUUUUUUGUUUGAUAUGAACUAUGUUUUUAUAUCUAUUAGCAUAUAGAUUAUAUAUGACCGUUGGGAAGUUUCCUUUAGCUAACCAACUGGUUUAGUAGUGGUUUAGUUUCCCUUAGCUUAAACCGCUCGUGUAUAUAUAUUGAACCAAUGUACAUUUUGAGAAUUAAUUAGAAAUCUUUUAUCAUACUUCAUCUUCUUCAAUAUGGUAUCAGAGCACAAAACGAUCUUCUGAUUCUGUUACUCGAGUUUCUUUUUCAUCAUGAGCGUUUCGAUUUCACAGAUUCUGUUUGGUCUCUGUACUCGCUUCGUGAUUGAUUUCUUCGAGUUUCUUGGAUUCGUUCUGCUCGUUCUUGGUUCACUUUCGUUCAGAUUCAUCGAUUGAGCUGAUUUGAGUUCACUGGAGCUCGUUCUGAGCUAUUUGGAGUUCGUUUCUACGUGGAUUCUUUCUUUUUCCGUUCUAUUCCGGCGAUUGCGGCGUUAAUGGCGAAUGCGACGGAUCUUGACGAUAAUCACACCUCUCGGGAUCACUAUGAGAAUCCUUAUUACCUUCAUACUUCAGAUCAUGCUGGAUUGGUACUUGUUACUGAUCGAUUGACUUCUGGAUCUGAGUUUCAUUCGUGGAGACGCUCGAUACGUAUGGCAUUGAAUGUUCGUAACAAACUUGGAUUCAUUGACGCCACGAUUCCUCAACCUCCACCGAGUGAUCGUCAUGCUGGUUCUUGGUCAAGAUGUAACGACAUGGUGGCGACUUGGCUUAUUAACUCUGUUUCCAAGAAGAUUGGUCAAAGUCUUUUGUUCAUGCCUACGGCUGCAGCUAUUUGGACGAACCUUAUGUCUCGUUUUAAGCAAGAUGACGCUCCUCGGGUGUAUGAGAUAGAGCAGCGUCUUAGCUCGAUUCAACAAGGUUCAAUGGAUGUGAGUACUUACUAUACUGAGCUUGUUACACUAUGGGAAGAGCAUAAGAAUUAUGUGGACUUGCCAGUUUGUACUUGUGGCCAUUGUGAGUGUGAUGCAGCUAUGCUUUGGGAGAGAUUGCAACAACGGAGUCGUGUAACUAAGUUCCUUAUGGGACUCAAUGAAGCUUAUGAACCGACGCGUCGUCAUAUCCUCAUGUUGAAGCCAAUUCCGAUGAUUGAUGAUGUGUUCAACAUGGUAUCUCAAGAUGAAAGGCAGAAGAACUUAAAGCCUACUAUCAAGCCUGAUGCCGUUGUGUUCCAGACCUCAGCUUCUCCUGAUGCAGCUCCUAUUGGUUAUUAUAAUGGACCACUUGAUAAUGCUGCUUAUGCUGCACAAUAUCGUCCUUAUAACAAGAUGGUUUGCACACACUGUGGUCGAACUGGUCAUACUAUUCAGAAAUGCUACAAGUUGAAUGGUUACCCUCCAGGACACAAACUGCAUAACCGUUCCUCUACUCAAGCUCCAUCUCGUAGCAAUCUUCAGAAUGGUCAACGUAGCUCUCUUCCGACUCAAGGUUCUCAGCAGCCAGCUAAUAUAGCAAAUGCAGUUGCUUUUUCUGGUGCUAAUAGCUUGGACUUGAGUAAGUUUAGCUCGGAACAAGUGCAGUCUCUGAUUAAUCAGCUCACCUCUCAUGUUCAUCCGACACCAACAACGUCUGUUUCUUCGAGUUCUGUGUCGCCUCUUCUCACAGCAACUAUAACUUCUCAAGGCUAUAUGGAUCCUCAAUCAUCUUCUGGUACUGUCUCAAUACCCUUUCCGUCUACUAGCCUUCGCUAUAAUCACAAAGCUCUGACUUUUCAACAUAAUUGCCUUUCCACACUUUCUUCUCUUCCGCUUGAUAGUUGGAUUAUAGAUAGCGGUGCUACUACUCAUGUUUGUUCUCAAUUGACAAUGUUUAGUGAGACUUUUCCUGUGCAGGGUGUGACAGUUUCCUUUCCUGAUGGUACUAGUGUUCCUAUUACACAUACAGGAACCAUUCAUAUCAAUGCAUCAUUGACAUUGCAUAAUGUUUUGCAUGUUUCAUCUUUUCGUUUCAAUUUGAUUAGUGUGAGUUCUCUGUUACAACAUGCAAACUGCUCUGGUCAUUUUUAUCCUCGUGAAUGCUUUAUACAGGACCAUACUCGGGACUUGAUGAUUGGUAAAGGAAAUCUUUUCAACAACUUGUACAUCCUUGCACCGAUUAUCACUUCUCCUGCAACGAAUUUCUGUGGCUCUUUGCUUGAUGGAAACAUAUAGCAUCAACGUUUAGGACAUCCUUCACUCACGAAGUUGCAACAUAUUCCCGGUAUUACUGUGUCUAAAUCGAGUCUAGAUCAUUGUUCAGUUUGUCCUUUAGCUAAGCAGAAGAACUUGCCUUAUGUUUCUCACAAUAAUAGGUCAUCUUUACCGUUUGAUUUAGUUCACUUAGAUACUUGGGGUCCAUUCUCAGUUGAAUCUGUAGAAGGUUAUAGAUAUUUCUUAACGAUUGUAGACGAUUGUUCUCGUGUAACUUGGAUCUAUAUGAUGAGAAAUAAAAGUGAUGUUCAUUCAAUCUUUCUCGCCUUUAUCAAAUAUGUUCAAACACAAUAUCAGUCUGUGAUUAAAAAGAUUAGAAGUGACAAUGCACCUGAACUAGCAUUCUCUCAAUUAAUAACAGAUCUUGGUAUUGUUCAUCAAUAUUCUUGUGCAUAUACACCUCAACAAAAUUCAGUGGUUGAACGCAAACACCAGCAUCUUUUAAAUGUAGCUCGUGCUUUACUUUUUCAAUCACAAGUUCCUCUUGCUUAUUGGAGUGACUGUGUUCUUACAGCUGUGUUUCUCAUCAAUAGAACACCAUCUUUGCUUUUGAACAAACGUUCUCCUUAUGAGAUUUUGUGUAAGAAAGUACCUGAUUACAAUUUUUUGCGCACGUUUGGCUGUCUGUGUUAUGCUUCGACUUAUCCUAAAGAUCGAACAAAGUUUACACCUCGUGCUAGUUCUUGUGUGUUUCUUGGAUAUGCUUCUGGUUACAAAGGUUACAAGGUAUUAGAUUUAGAUACUAAUCAGGCUUUUGUUACACGUAAUGUUACCUUUCAAGAAACAAUAUUUCCUUUUAAAACUCAGUCUGCAAGUACUGGUAAUGAUUCAUUGUUUACAGAAUCUAUUCUGCCUUUGUCUACUCCUGUUUCUUUAGAUUGUGGUGCUUCUUUACCUGUUCAUACUGCAAGCAUUCCAUCUUCAUUGGUUCCUGAACCUAUUGAACCUAGUACUACCACUGGAAUGAGGACGAUUGUCAUGCCUGGUGCAGGAUC